AUGGCAUUACUCUUUAAAUCUUUACGUGCAAUGUUUUAUUUGCUAUUACCAAGUGAAACAUAUUUUGAAAAUAUUGAAAGUGUACCUAAUUAUGUUUUUAUGGUGACAGAAUUGUUCAUGACAUUUCAAAUAUUAGAAUUUUUUAUUUGUAUUUAUCGUGGUAAAAAUCGUCCACGAUUGAACGAUACAUUUAGUUCAGUUACAGCGGGAAUUGUUUCACGCAUUCCUACUUUAUUCUUACAGUCAAUAGAGUUAUCCGCAUAUAUUUGGAUUUAUGAUCGUCAAAGUUUAUUUAAAAGAUUACCAUGGAAUCAUCCUGUCACAUAUUGGGUUGCAUUUCUAGGAAUAGAUCUUGGAUAUUAUUGGUUUCAUCGAAUGGCACAUGAAGUCAACUUAUUUUGGGCUACACAUCAAACACAUCAUUCAGCAGAAGAUUACAAUUUAUCAACGGCAUUACGUCAAGCUAAUAAAAGAAUAGUUGUCAAUACGCCAAGUCAUCAUCGUGUUCAUCAUGGCCGAAAUGAGUAUUGUAUUGAUAAAAAUUAUGGCGGAGUGUUCAUUAUUUGGGAUAGAAUAUUUGGCACAUUUGAAAAAGAAAGACGAGAAGAACCAGUUGCUUACGGUCUUGUUCAUCCAAUAAACACAUUUGAUCCUAUAAAAACACAAUUGUGUCAUUUGCAAUAUAUGUUUGAACAAUUUUUUAAACUUGAUGGUUGGAGAAAUAAACUCGCUUUAUUUUGGAAAGGUCCUGGUUGGUAUCCUGGCGUACCUAGACUAGGUGAUGGAAAAUUUCCACCAAUCGAAUAUCCCGUUAAAGUUCAUAAUCCAGAAUUGCCAAAUUAUGUGGCCUAUUAUACGUUUAUACAUUUUUUAUAUGUAUUAAUACAAUAUGCAUCGGUGCUUAAAAGUCGAGGAGUAAGCAGAGUUAAAAGGCAGCAAUAA
This is a messenger RNA of Didymodactylos carnosus, 942 nucleotides long. Lineage: Eukaryota; Metazoa; Rotifera; Eurotatoria; Philodinida; Philodinidae. The record is from the annotation of a GenBank genome assembly.